AAGGGCUAUUUUUUUCUACCAAAGACAACAUAACCAGUAACCACUGCAUAUGUUAAGGUCAAAGAGAAUUACCAUAUAAUAUAUGGAAAUCGUUGAUGAAUUGUUACAUUAAAAGAAUACAGAGAAUUGUUUAUCUAUUGGUUUCUAAUUCUCACAAGUUUUCAAUUUCUCGUUGUCAAAGAUCUACUUUGCAGUACAGGGCACUGUAGAAGGUUAUCAUUUUGGAAACUACAAACGAUGAAAAAAGUUUUUAAAACAAAUUAAUUUAAAUUUACCGAUAUGGCUCACGAUAUUUUGAGUCAAUUCUAUACUAGUCUCAACUUACCGUUACAAGAAAAGUUGAUUGAACUAACUCGUAUUAUAGACCACACAGGUCCAAACAAAGAUCUUCAGGCAUUGUUCCCCCAGCUUAUAAGCAAUGUGUUUUCCUCACCAUUCAGUAGUGGAUGGGGGCUUCGUACGAUCACGUGUGAUGUUAAUAAAUAUGAGUAUGAAGCAUUAAUAAGUUUUUUAGAACCUCAAGGACCAAUGUUCCGGCUGUGCUAUAAGCUGCUGUCUGAUCCGUCACUCAGAUACAAUUUACCAUUGAAUGUUUUACCAUUGGAUUUACAAAUGACACUUGAGAGAGGACCAUGUCCACAAUUUUAUGCAGAUAUUUUGUCUAUUGAUUCGCAGACUAUGAAUGUGGUAGCAUUAGCUCUGAAUCCAUUUGAUUAUUACAUAUUCCAUUUUGCACUGCACCUAAUAAGCAACAGCCAAAACAAGAGUUCAUGGGAGAGUUGGAACAGUGUGUAUUUUGCCUUGGCCUGUGAUUAUUUAAUGCAUUUUUUACCAACGGAUCCUAACAUACCAGUAUUGCCACAUAUACCAAAUUACACUGGCAAAGUACCAAUUGCUGCACCGUUACAAACCGCCAAUAGACCUCUACACUCUCCUUCUUUACUGCUUCUACCAGAUUUAACUGGCUCAAGUAUAAACAAUCAACACACAUCACAAGCCCAAUCCCGGAAUGAAAUCUGGAGAUCAGAAACAGUUAUGCAGGCCUUCAUUGAUAUUUGGAUGAGUGUUGAACAGAUUGGGACCAGUAACAUAGAGAUGUAUAAAAGAAGUUGCCCAGUUAACGUUUCUAGCCCUGAAAGAGUUCGAACUGUGCGUGUCCUCGUUAAACAUUUACACUCAUUUCCAGUAAAAGAUAUAACUGACUCAACAUUCCGCUCGUCAUCCUUACGAAAAUAUGCACGACAAAAAAUGUGUGCGCGCGCUUAUUAUUAUUUAAAGCAUUUAGUCACCACUUGGCCUUUAGAUGCAUCCUUCAGGCUUGUAAUGGAGCUAUGGUUAAGUCUUAUUCAGCCUUGGAGAUAUGUCAAUAGGGGGAUCAGUCUAAGCAGAUUCCCUGGAAUUGAAAACAACAUAGAAGAAAAUAACACAAAUAACCUGGAUGCUAGUUACACUCAAUUUAUUGCAGAAAAUUUUCCAUCAUAUACAUGUAUAUUUCAAUUGGUUAUACCCCGUUUUAUGAGACUCGAUAUAACAGCAUAUAAAAAUGCUGCCAUGCUCUUUAGACUGGGAAAGGUAUUUUCUCAGCAACAUUUAGUUCCUAUUCUACGCAAUUUAGAACAAGCUAUCAUUGAUAGUGGCAACACGCUAUCACAAUCUCUGGACUCCAGUUUUUAUCCAUCUUCACAUGAUCACAGUUAUACAUAUAAUGGUGUUGCGCUUCACAAAUGGGUGGCGAUUGCAAAACAAGCUAUAUCAGAACUAAAUCUAUCAGCAAAUUUUGAAUACGAACCAGUGUGGAGUGAUAACACUCGGCCUUUUAUCAUGGAACUUAUCAAAAGAAUAAUCUCUUCCAAAGUUUUGGCUGAAAAAAAUUUGGAAGAACUAAAUAAGAAACUAAAUACACAUAAUGAAGGUACAUGGGCAUCCAUUAAACUUUGGCUCAUGAUAAAUAAUCAAAAUGAAGAUGAUCGGAUACUAUUUGAAGAGUGUAAAAAGGUCCCGAUAUAUCUAAAGGCCUCUGUUCAUUAUUUUUCAGUCGUAUUUGGGUUAAACGAGAAUACUUUAAUAACACCUGAACAAAUUCUAGAAGAUAAUUCAUUGGACCAUUCAUCCUUUGUCAAUUCAACAAGUUUUCCACUUUCAAUAACUAAUAAGCUACGAAGUAAAUCCACUAAAAUAAGUUAUAUGGGUGAUCCAGACUUGAUGCCAAUUACUUCCUAUGAAAGUACAAUUAUAAUAAGAAUGUUAUACCAAAUAGCAUUAAGAUUAAAUGAAGUGUAUGGUGACAAAUUUUCCGUGCUCUGGAAUAGACAAGACUUUUGGGGAUAUGUAGCUCGCGAAAUCCUUCAGGCGCCGUGUGAAAUACAAACAUACAUGAAGGAUAUAACAAACCAUCAAACUAUUGAAAGAAGAGAACUGCCCGCGAGAUUGUCCCUCAGGCGAUUUGGGUCACAUGCAUUUGUUUUGUGGGUAAUCAUAGGUUACAUUGUAUUUAAAUUGUUUUCCCUUAGCGGGUUCUUUUAUAUAUUUGUUUUAUUUUCAUUUUGGAUGUUUCAAGUGCUAAUUAAAGCCAGUUUAAAAAAAAUAAAACUCUUGUAAUAUGUAUUAAUCAUGAAUAAUUUUAUACAAUAAAAAUAUUUUUUCAAAUA
Manduca sexta (tobacco hornworm) is the source of this 2648-nucleotide messenger RNA. RefSeq names its product sphingomyelin phosphodiesterase 4. NCBI's taxonomy places the organism in Eukaryota, Metazoa, Arthropoda, Insecta, Lepidoptera, Sphingidae. Gene Ontology annotation, biological process: glycerophospholipid catabolic process; sphingomyelin catabolic process; ceramide biosynthetic process. Bases 280 to 2598 code for a protein of 772 amino acids. The record is from RefSeq and is a predicted model, not a curated record. The transcript is spliced from 13 exons. Gene Ontology annotation, molecular function: sphingomyelin phosphodiesterase D activity.